Molecule: messenger RNA, 990 nt
Organism: Penicillium subrubescens
Lineage: Eukaryota; Fungi; Ascomycota; Eurotiomycetes; Eurotiales; Aspergillaceae
Product: dihydrodipicolinate synthase family protein
Exons: 1
Coding region: 1-990 (329 amino acids)
Molecular function (GO): 4-hydroxy-tetrahydrodipicolinate synthase activity
Source: RefSeq, a predicted model, not a curated record
AUGGGCUCUCACGCGACAGUCUCCCCUCAACCUCACGUCCCACCUUCGGGCGUUUGGUGUCCCGCCGUUACCUUCUUCAACCACGCCACAGACUCCCUCGACCUGACCGCGCAAUCCCAAUAUUUUGCCUAUCUGUCUCGAACAGGUCUGGCCGGCUUGGUCAUUCUCGGCACCAACUCAGAAGCUUUCCUGCUCACUCGUGAGGAACGCGCUCAACUUAUUGCCACUGCUCGCGCGGCUGUUGGACCCGAUUUCCCUUUGAUGGCCGGUGUUGGCGCCCACUCGACCAAACAGACUCUCGAACUCGCCCAAGAUGCUGCCGCAGCGGGAGCCAACUACGUCCUCGUCCUUCCCCCAGCAUACUUUGGAAAAGCCACCAACAUGAACGUCGUCAAGCGAUUUUUCUCCGAAGUCGCCGCUAAAUGUCCCAUUCCCGUCGUCCUCUAUAACUUCCCCGGCGUGUGUAACGGCGUUGACAUGGAUUCAGAGACUAUCGCCGCCAUCGUGCGGGAAUCUGCUGCCUCCAAUGCCAACGGCCAGUCCAACGUUGUAGGUGUUAAGCUGACCUGCGGUUCGGUGGGAAAGAUCACCCGGCUGUCAGCCACAUUCAAGCCGGAGGAAUUCGCGACCUUUGGAGGACAAUCCGAUUUCCUGAUCGGCGGUCUCGCCGCAGGCAGUGCUGGGUGCAUUGCCGCGUUUGCCAAUGUAUUCCCCAAGACUGCGUCGCGCGUCUAUGCCCUGUACCAGAAGGGUCAGGUCGAGGAAGCCAGGAAGCUGCAGGGUCAGGCUGCGUUGGCGGAGAGUCCCAUCAAGAGUGGUAUCGCAUCAACCAAGUAUGCAGUCGCCCACUACACGGCUCCACUAGCAGGUAUUGCCGGUGCAGAGGAGAUGUUGCAGCCGCGCCAUCCUUAUGAGCCCGUGGCAGAGGCGUCUAAGACGGCUGUCCGGGAGGUGAUGGCUGAAGUGGGAGAAAUCGAGAAGAGCUUGUAA